GCCUUGCAAGUGUUGCAAAACAUCAGGUCUUUUGACUCUUUAACAACACCGAAAGAACGGUAAAUCUGCGGAGAGUAGUAGUAGUGUGCACUGCAUUUAACUACGGCGGAGUUUAUUUUUUCCACCAAAUUUGUCAUUCUAGUAGUUUCGUAAAAACUUCACGAUGCGCAUCUUAGUCAGUAUCAAAUCGAACGAGCCGGCCAGCCGCCUGGGCGUAAACCUUAAGGCGCACGUGAAUUCACAGUCGCAGCUUGCCGAUCUGCGAAAAAAUCUGAAUGAAAAAAGGCAAAUUCGAGCGUAUGUGCAGAAGCUGAUUGGAAAUGAAGAGCAGAUGGGGUCUGUGCUGGACACGAUCUCUUCCAGCGGAGAGGAGCACCGCCUGGCCACCGUAACCGGCUGGUUCACUGUGGACAUCGCCAACUGCGCCGGCGUCUCCAAUUAUUCCAUUAUCACGGCGCUUAAGUGGGUCCUGAUGACCAUUAAGGUGGAGAUAUUCAACUUUAAGCGCAGCGGACCGGAAGACAAGAUGGCACGUGGACAAUUUCUGGUGGACAACCUGCUAAUCGCCAAUCGCCUGAAACGCUUGCAAACGGAAGUAGCCGUUCUUUACACGUGCCAGAAAAUCGAGGUGUGUGUCACACCCGGUCUGCCUAACUCAGUAAUGAAUGCCCAGAUAACCGAAGGGUUUACAACUGCCGUUGAGGCGGCCAUAAGAUCACGCUAUGAAGUCGCUUCACGCACCUUAGAUCUCUCCAGGUUUCACGCUAGUCCGGAGUUGGCUCUGCACUUUUGUCCGCUGCAUGUGGUCAAGACGCUAGAAAGCGUGCUUGUUCUCGCAAGCCAUAUAUUUCCCCAGGUGACCUGCAUUGUAUUGAGCAACAAUUAUUUGUGCACUCUGAAAGCCUUUGCUGGGAUUUGCCAAAGUUUUGCCAGCCUAGAGCGCUUGGACAUAAGCGCAAACAGGAUUCAAGAUUUGGGAGAACUCAAUUACCUCAACAAGCUGAGUUGCAAGACCAUCUUCUUGGCAGGCAAUGGUUUGGCCAAGCUAAGCGUGGAUGCCAUUCGAAAUAUGUUGCCCCAGUUGAAAAAUGUUCAUGGCUGCGUACAUUCAGAGGAAAAUACAAUAGUGGUUGAUGAGCUUCCGAAGUUUCAACGACUGCAAAGCGGUGGGACUAAUGGUUUAAUGUUUUGCCAACGCUUCAUAAGUUCGUACUACAAAAUCUUUGACGAAACCGAACAGCGUUUCAAACUUAAGGAUUACUACGACGAACAGGCCAUGUUCUCGCUUAGCGUGCCGCUGAAACUGGACUAUGUCUACGCCUACAACAUGUACAACAGAAACCAGAAGCGCCAGCAAUCCUCAUUUGCGCAAACCGCCAAGCUACAAGUCGGCAGUGCUGGACUGAUUCUUGCUUUAUUUCGCUUGCCUUUGAUGAUCACAGACGUUCAGAAUGUCGGGCUGGACAUUCAGGUGUUUACGUCUAGUCUACGCAUCUUUACGUUGACAGGUUACUUUAAGGAAAUAUCCUCUGAUAAUUGGGAACCGCGACGCUUUCAGCGCACAUUUGUGUUGCGGACUCUCAAUAGCCCAGGCUGGCUGAUAACCAACGAUAUGCUGUGCAUAACUUCGAUUUAUCCGGAGCGGAGAGAAACCAUCAAAUUUAAACCAGAAAUUAAGAAGUUAAAUACCGAGGCGUCGGUAGAAAAAAUAAAUAAACCUGCAGUCCCAGUCAUAAAGAACUUGCCUACCAAAACAACGGCUGAAGAGAAAAUAAAAGUUUCUAGCCCCCUUUUAGCCAACGAUCUGGAUCCUCUUAAUCAGGCAGUGCAAGAAAUGAGCCUUUCGGUUUCCGAGAUGGACCAUCUUCCCAGUGAGAGCUUCAAGGAUAUGCCACCACUAGUAGCCAUUGGUUCAUUGAGUAACACGACAAAUUGUUUAGAAGAGGAGAUCGAGGACACCUUAUUAUCCGAUGAGGAUAAUUUUGAACUGGUGAUUAAUGAGGAUGUCCUGAUUGGAGGCGAUGAUUUUUAAUUAUAACCAAGAAAUACAAACAAAUAGCUUUUAGGAACCUAGCACAAAUAGGUUAAGACACCAUACAUUAUUUUUCAUUACAUUAACGAGUGCGAAACUCAAGGAUCUAAUUUAUUUUAAAACUUUUAUAUUUUACGAAAGCCUU
This is a messenger RNA of Drosophila yakuba, 2177 nucleotides long. It is a transcript of the gene Nxf3, whose product is annotated as nuclear RNA export factor 1. The coding region runs from base 164 to 2032 and encodes 622 amino acids. Lineage: Eukaryota; Metazoa; Arthropoda; Insecta; Diptera; Drosophilidae. Gene Ontology annotation, biological process: poly(A)+ mRNA export from nucleus. Gene Ontology annotation, cellular component: nucleus. The record is from RefSeq and is a predicted model, not a curated record. The transcript has a single exon. Gene Ontology annotation, molecular function: RNA binding; protein binding.